Molecule: messenger RNA, 1942 nt
Organism: Achroia grisella
Lineage: Eukaryota; Metazoa; Arthropoda; Insecta; Lepidoptera; Pyralidae
Product: probable U3 small nucleolar RNA-associated protein 11
Exons: 4
Coding region: 99-857 (252 amino acids)
Biological process (GO): rRNA processing
Cellular component (GO): small-subunit processome; nucleolus
Source: RefSeq, a predicted model, not a curated record
GUUUUAAAUUGUUUUUAUUAAUAUAAAUUAAGAACUUGUUCGUGUGAAUACUCUUUUACUACUUUUGUAUUAUUAUAUGUAAAAAAUAAAACAUAACAAUGUCGUCGUGGAAAAAGGCCGCAAAAGCCAACCAAAAAACUCAUAAAGAGAGACACCAACCAAACUCCAGAAGACAUUUGGGACUUUUGGAAAAGAAAAAAGAUUACAAGAGACGUGCAGACGAUUAUCAUGAGAAGGGAGAAACUCUCAAAUUACUGCGGAAGCGGACGCUUGACAAAAAUCCUGAUGAGUUUUAUUUUCACAUGAUAAAUUCAAGAGUCAAAGGUGGAGUCCACCAUGAAUUAAAGAAAGAAGAAGAAGACAGUCCAGCGCAACUGAAGUUGAUGCAAACCCAGGAUAUUAGGUACAUCAAUAUGAAGCGUACAAUGGAAAGCAGAAGGAUUGAUCGUUUACAGAGUGAACUUCAUAUGACAGAUGUGGCCGACUCAACCCCUAACACGCACAUAUUCUUUGUAGACGAAGGUGAGGAGAAAGACUUUGACGUAGCCAAAAGACUGGACACACAUCCAAAGCUGCUUGGCAGGAAGUCAAACCGACCGAGGCUGUCCGAUUUGGAUAAAAUAAAAAUACCACUAAUUGAUAGCGAAACAUCUAAAGCUAUGAUAGGAAGUAGAAAAAAGAAGUACAAGGAAAUGGCUAAGAGAAUUGAAAGAGAGAAGGAGCUCAUGGUGAUUCAACAGAAGAUGGAAAUUAAGCGUCAUUUGCAGUCCAUAAACCAGAUUAAACCCAAACGCAUAAAGAAGGGAACCAAACACUCAGCACCUGUAUAUGAGUUCCAAUAUGUUAGAAAGAAAUAAAACAUAUGGUUAUAAGAAUAUUUACUCUUUUUUAUUUCGUUUUCAAUAAAUAAUUUUGUUAUAUGUUUAAAAAAACUGAGAUGCACUGAGAUUGUCUCACUCUUAUUAUACAUAUAUAAAAUAAAUGAGCAUUUCUCACAAAUAAUUAAUUAUAAACAAGAUUUUUCUUAUAACUACAACACUCAUAUAAGACUGUAUAUUUUUUCUUUCGCUUAAAUAAUAGAAAUUCACAUUAUAAAACAGUCUUUCAUACACUUGUUACAAUUUAAAAUAAUUAUGUCAAUAUUGGCGCCAAAAAGUAGAAAAAUUUUAAUUGGUCUGUGUUUUUUUGUAUAUACAUUUUUUUUCAUUUCUUUAGGGCAACUACUCACAGAACAUACAGCUAUUUUCUUAAUUGACGAUACGAUAUUUUUGAUAUCAAUUAAUUUAAUAUUUGCUAUACGUCUAUAUGUCUACGUUUUGUUGAUUAUUACAGUUUAGAAACGUGUGUGGCACGUAACAUUUUUUUCUAAUGUAAAGUUAUUAGUGGUAUAAAACAACAUCCAAAAUUACAUAGAUGUUAUUUCAGACACUGGUACUUAUAUAUUUAUUGUUAAAGUUUUAACAUUUUAUAAACUUAUGAAACUAAGUAAGUACAAUAUUUGUAUUGUAAAUUCUGUCGGUAACAAUACUUAAGCGCUAUUCGAUUACAAGCUAAUUUCACAUAAUAUAUCUUGCAGUAAUAUUCACUUUGUCAAAAAGUGAACUAUUUACUCAAACAAUUCAUAUAAACAUGAUUAUUACAGCCAACUAUACAAUAAAAUACUGAAUUCGUUUCGAUUACAUUCCACAUUGUCAACAUAACAAGUGCAUCGUUAUAUUUGUACGUACACUUAAGAGCAUUAUUAUAGCUAUCUCGUAAACUAUGCGUUACCUGUCAAUUUAUAAUUCUUUACAGAGUAUAAAGUCGCAGCCGCUGUCACUUCGCUUAUAUCUUUUAAAUUACGCAACGGAUUAAUGCAGUUUUCAGUAAUAGAUAGAGUGAUUGAAGAGGAAGGUUUAUAUGUAUAAUACAUGUAUAUCCGUACGAAGCCUGUUGAUACCAA